Penicillium cinerascens is the source of this 2043-nucleotide messenger RNA. RefSeq lists its product as uncharacterized. The transcript has 6 exons. Bases 1 to 2043 code for a protein of 680 amino acids. The record is from RefSeq and is a predicted model, not a curated record. NCBI's taxonomy places the organism in Eukaryota, Fungi, Ascomycota, Eurotiomycetes, Eurotiales, Aspergillaceae.
AUGAUGGUGAAGCUCAGAGAGUCCUUGGCUGGUCCAGGGUACGUGAUUCUGAAUGCCAUCCGUGUCAUCAAUAUCAUCGUCUUUCUCGACACGAUCGCCGCCUGCGCCGUGAUGCUGGCCAAAAUCAACAUGUUGAAUGGCUUCUUCUUCUUUCAAGCCGUAACCCACGCCGUGGUUGCGCUUAUCAGCAUUUUCCUCAUCCUUUCUGAGCUCCCUGUUUUCCGGGGCUACUUCAACCGCAACUGGCCUCUAUUCGGCGAAGAUGCGGGUUUCAUCGCACUUGCGGGCAUCAUGAUGAUCCUGGGAAUAGCCACGCUGGGCAACCUGAACAUAGAGGCCAUGAGCCAGACGUCUCUGGGGCUGGCAUUCUGGCGGAUCGUGAUUUCGGCGGGUAUCCUGGCCAUGGUCAUGAGCGUGAUCAACAUCUUGACUACUUUCAUCUUCACCGACCGCAAGCAGGGUGUCAGCGCUCGCCACGUCCGAGCAUACGGUGCCGUUGCUCCGCAGAAGGUGCUCAGCCGAUCCAUCAGCGGAACCAGCAGCCGCCGGUCGCUGUCACUCCAACUCAGCUUGAAGCGUGAAGAGGGCCUUCCGAGCUACUCGCCGCAGCCUGCCUUCAAACGUAUGACCAAUCGGUUCUCGCGCUUCCCUCUGAAGAUCUCGAGUCCCAUGAGGAACAACAAUAACGGCAAUACCCACCUCGCUCCAGGCCAUCCCGCAAACGAUGACGCUUCGUCCAGUUACUCUCGAGACACUGCUGGGGUCACGAUCCCAGAUCUCACGCACCACCCGGCAAUGUACUCGAACCAGUCCCGCACCGCUUUUGGCCCCGGCGCGCUGAUGCUACGUGUUGAUGGUCGUUCCAAUGAGGCAGGAGUCCUUUUGCUGGCUGCAGACAUGGCUGGAAUCGAAAUCUCUUGGGGAACCGUCAAGUCGCUCCUCAUCUUCUUCGGUCCCAUCAUCCUCCCUCGCCUGAUUAAUGCCUACCGUGGCCUCCGCGUGUCCAUUGCGAGUCGCCCGCCCGCGUGCUCACUGUCCGCUGCCGCCAGUCGAUCGCUGAACGUCCUGUUCGCAAGCAUCGUCUUAUUUUUCGUCCUCAGCUUGCCCUUUAACCCCCAUGCCCCCGAACCCAACAUCUUCUCAUUGACGCGGUCGCGGAUCAAUACCCCAACUGAUGUCAUCUUCCACCGACUCAUGAGGCUCCGGCCCGGUAACCUCUUGACCGAAACCGACACGCUGCUUCGCGACAAGCUUACCUCGGUUGCCGCCCGCAAAGUGUACCUUACGUUCGGACCCGAUGCCUUGACCUCGUGCCAAUUCUGCUCUUUCGAAAACCUCAACUCAUACCUUAUCUACUAUCUACCGUUCAACGUGCUUCUGCCGCACCUGGCGCAUCUUCUGAUCCUGGGCGUAGCUACAUCCGCAACCUUUGGGGGCCGGGAAGCUGGCCGCUGGCGUACCAAGUUCACAUUUGCCGGCCUGGCGUUGGCAGCUCUUGAUCUUUGGAUUGUGACUACGUAUGAUGCACUCCAAUCGGCUUCUCCCGCCGUGCGGGCUGGGCAGCGACCUCCUUCUGGCCUCUACUACCUUAUUACCUUGUUGCGGCCGCUGGCAUUCGCGCUCUGUGACGCAGCAUGUUCGCUAAUUAUCUACCUCUCGGCGACCAACCGAUUCUUCUUUAAACCGCCGUCUUCGGUAGAUCAGCUUGAUAAUGCGGUCUCCGCGGCCCUGACGCAGUUGACGAGUGCCAACGCCAAGCUUCACGCCUCGAGUGUGGCUCGCAAUGCGGUUGUCCGAGAUAGGGCCCUGAAGGGUCGCGACGAUGCCUACUGGCAGACCGUGGCUGCGGCGGAGAACCCGAACCGAAGCGCACCCACGGAGCAGGGAGACGAGAACUUGACCGUGAUUAACAAUAUCUGGGACGAAGAAGAAGUGGCUCGAGCCGUGUCGCGGGCGAUGGCAGGCCAGGGAGGAGUGGAUUUGGCGCAGCUGGGGAUGAAUGCGAACGAAUUUGUGCGCGGGGUGACGGAAGGUUUGGAGUGA